AUGUCAACGCAGACCCUCCAUCGUCUCAACCCCGUCGGCCACGGCCUGGAGGCGGCCCUCGUGGCAAGUCGCAAGACCCCUGAGCCCGCCAAGAUCACCCUCCCUCCCAAAAAGUUGGACGAGCUCACCGCCGCCGGCGACUCCUUCACCUUUGACGCCUUCACCACCCAGGACGCCCACGAGCUCGGCCACCUCCUCUACGCCCGCCUCGCGCCGCAUCCCCGCCCCGUGCUCAUCAACAUCACCCUCGCCAGCGGCCUGACCGUCUUCCAGACCACCACCGGGCCGGGAAUCCACAGGGACAACGAGAACUGGGUCGCCCGCAAGCGCAACACCGUCUUCCGCUGGGGCGCCGCGACCUACGCCAUGCACCUCAAGUUCGAGGGCAACGAGGCCGCCUUUGCCAGCAAGUUCAUGCUGGGCGAUGAGGCGGGCCAGUAUGCCAUCCACGGCGGGGCCAUCCCCAUCCGCGUCGCGAAUGUCGAGGGUAUCGUCGCUGUUGUGAUCGUGAGCGGCCUCGCGCAGGCGGAGGACCAUGGGGUGAUUGUGGACGUGGUGAAGGAGAACUGGGGGCCGGUGGAGGAGAAGUGA
Molecule: messenger RNA, 591 nt
Organism: Emericellopsis atlantica
Lineage: Eukaryota; Fungi; Ascomycota; Sordariomycetes; Hypocreales; Bionectriaceae
Exons: 2
Coding region: 1-591 (196 amino acids)
Biological process (GO): post-translational protein targeting to endoplasmic reticulum membrane
Cellular component (GO): TRC complex
Source: RefSeq, a predicted model, not a curated record